Molecule: messenger RNA, 552 nt
Organism: Papaver somniferum (opium poppy)
Lineage: Eukaryota; Viridiplantae; Streptophyta; Magnoliopsida; Ranunculales; Papaveraceae
Exons: 1
Coding region: 1-552 (183 amino acids)
Source: RefSeq, a predicted model, not a curated record
AUGUUGGAGAACUACCGUAUUUUCGGUUUGCCAAUACAACAACAAAAAGACAACAUUUAUCUUUCUCAAGAAAAAUACGCCAGGAAUUUAGUUGAGAAAUUUGAGCUAAAGGGUACAACUCCUAUGACAACACCAAUGUCAACUACUGGAAAACUUCAGUUUAGUCCAGGAGAAAAAUCGGUAGACCAAAAACUGUACCGAUCCAUGAUAAGAAGUCUGUUGUACUUGACUGCAACAAGACCGAUAUUGCAUUCAGUGUGGGAUGUUGCCAGGUUUCAUGCAAAUCCUAACAAAUCACAUCUAAAAGUUGUAAAACGAAUCAUAAGAUACGUUAAUGGUACCUUAGAUUAUGAUCUAUCAUAUUCUAUGGAUACGAAUAACAGUCUUCUUGCCUAUUCAGAUGCUGACUGGGCAGGAUGUGUAGAAGUUCGCAAAAUCACAUCUGGUGGUUGUUUCUAUGUUGGUCAAAACUUUGUAGCCUGGCAUAGCAAGAAACAAAACUCACAGUCUCUAUCAACCUGUGAAGCAGAAUAUAUUGUUGUUGGUAUUUGA